CCCCCCCCCCCCCUCCUAAAUCUGCCCCUGACAUGUAUGACACAGCUGUUACCACUGAAAUAAAACUAAGUCAUUUCCAAUUGUUUGAGCAUCAAAAGCUAAAUGUGAAAUUUUGAGACACAUUUUCAACAUAACAUAACAUUGUACAAAUAUUGGUAUUUAUUCUGAGAUUAAUACAAAGGUUCUCCUUAAAUAUCAAAUUAAUUGGUAUUUAAAUCAAUGAAAUGAUAUUGUAUAUAAAGUGUUAUGAGAAUAAUCAUAAAAAUAAGAAGAUGUGGUAUGAUUGUGGUAUGAAUGCUUAAAAAACAACUCUCCAUCAGAGACCAAAUGAUGUAGAAAUUAACAACUUAAGGUCAACAAACAGCCUUCAACAAUGAGCAAAACCCAUAAGGCAUAACCAUGCAGCUCUAAAAUGUCCAGAAAUUACAAAUGUAUAUCAAUUCAAACGGGAAAACUAACCUGAUGUGUGUACGAAACAAAGAGUUAUAUGUAAUCAGGUAGUAUUAAUUUAAAAUAUAAUUGCUAUACUGUUUUUGUGAUGACAUUUUUCAUGUGAAUAAUCUAAAACCAUCAAAAAACAUGAUGGGUUCAACUGAAAUAGUCUCACUCCAAUAUAACAGCAAAAUAAGUAACUAGUUCUACUGAGAGGAAAAGUUUGUGGAAAAAAUACAUUUCAAUUAUAUAGAUUGAAGUUGAACUAUAGUUGGUUUCUACAAAAUGUAAUUUUUGUUUCAUAAAAUGCUUUCUUAUAUGUAGGAAUGAUACAUGCUGGCUUAGGAUAUGCACAAAUAAGAAACUUUCUGACAGAAUGUAACUUGCCAGUCAUGAGUAAGUCUUGUUUCCAAAAACAUGAGAAGAAAAUUGGAAAAAUCUUUGUAUCUGCUGCUGAAGAAUCCUGCAAGAAAGCUCAACAACUGGAAAAAGAAAUUUCUACAGAUAAGGAGUUGGAGCUUGAGGUCAGUUUUGAUGCAGGUUGGCAAAAACGUGGGACAGGAUUCAAUUACAAUAGCUUAACAGGACAUGCUUCAAUGAUAGGAAAACAAACAGGGAAAGUGACCUGCUAUGAUAUAAGAAGCAAAAGCUGUAAAUUUUGUGAGCAUCAUGAGGGAAAGAAUGAAACAGUUCUAAGUCAUGACUGUUGUAGAAAUUGGUAUGGGUCUAGUAAGUCUAUGGAACCAGAUAUGGCUGUUUCCAUGGCACAUAAGAUGACUGAUAAUGAAUGCCCAAUUGACGUCAUUCAUGCUGACAAUGAUUCAACUACCAUGUUGAAACUGAAAAUGGACUUUGAAAACUUGAAAAAAAAGGAUGACCAAAAUCAUACUACAAAAGGAAUAACAAAAUCACUGAUUGAAUUGUCUAAAAGGCACAAGGAGCUGAAGUAAUUCCCUAUCUGAACAGAUGUUUCAUGUAUGCAAUUACACAGAACAGCAGCAGUGAUCUUAAAAUUGAUGAGGGUCUUUCGAGAAUUGUUCCCCAUGUCUUUGGAGAUCAUGGAUUGUGUGGUGCAGUAGACUGGUGUACAUUUAAAGAUGAUCCUAUAUCUUUCAAAUAUAAAAGCCUUCCUAAUGGAAAGCCUUUGAUUAGUGAAGAUUUGAGGAGAGAUCUAGAGAAUCUUAUAGAGAAAUAUAAAAGCAAGGCAUCUUCACUAAGAAAUUUAGGAUCCACACAGGCUAAUGAGAGCUUCAACCAUUCUGUAGCAACAAAGGCUCCGAAGUCCAAACACUAUGGUGGUUCACAAUCCCUAGCAAGUAGAGUGUCAUCGGCUGUGCUUCAAAAGAAUGAGGGUUACAAUUACUUAGAACAGAUGAAUGAAGCUGCACUUCUAUCUCCAGGAGAAUACACAAAAAGUAUUGCAAAGAAACUGGAUACAGAGAAACUGAAAAGAAGGAUUAAAAGGCGAAGUCGUGAGUUCAAGAAAAAAAGAACUGAACUAAAGAAAAAAAGGAAUAAGAAAGAAAGGCGAUUCACUAUCCAUGAAUCUGUUUCAUAUCAACCAGAAAUUGCAACGAUAGGAUUAUCAGAUACUGAGGCCGUAACUAUUCCAUCGCCAUUGAAACUGGACGGAACAGAAUCAUUUACAUUUUUUGAUCUUGAAACGACAGGUUUAAGCAGAGUUAGUGAUAUUACUCAGAUAGCAGCUGUUUAUGAUAAGACACUAUAUCAAUCUUACAUUUUACCAAGAUGUGAUAUUUCUGUUGAAGCCUCAAAAGUAACAGGAAUUACCUGCUGUUUGGCUAAGAAUAAAAUGUAUGUUCAUGGGAAGGAAGUGGAAACCAAAUCCCAGUAUGAAGCAUUGUUAGAUUUUAUUGAAUUUUUAAAAACAAUUCAAAAUCCACUCCUUGUUGGACAUAACAUCUGUAAUUUUGACAUUGCAAUACUCUCAAACAAAUUGAAAGAAUUCAGCUUAUUUUCUUCUUUUUGUAAUGUUACUUCUGGAUUUCUGGACACACUUAAAAUAGCUAAAAGAAUUUUCCCCCGAAAUGAAGUAGACAAUUACAAACAAUCAACUCUUAUUUUAAAGUAUGUUGGGUUGGAAUACAGUGCACACAAUGCCAUAGAAGAUGUACAGUCUCUUCAACAUCUCUUUCACCAAGAAAUGAAGAAUAAAUGUAAAGAUAAUGAUAUUCAUAGCAUUUGCUAUUGUAGUUGCAAAUCUUCAUAUGAUAAUUUAGUUCAAAACAAAACUGUAAGCAGAGACACUUGCAUUAGACUUGCAAAAAAUGGCAUAUCUUUAUCACACUUACAGAUAGCUAACAGAAGAGAUGCAAAUGGAAUAAGAUUAUUGUUACAAGAGUUUAACAUUCCUUCCAAAACUGCCUCUGUAUUCGUUGCUGCUUUUGCAACUGAACAGUAAAUUUUAUAGUCAUGACAAAAGAAAUUUCCGUUGCAGGAAUACUGUUCUUAGAUUAAAAUGCACAUAAUGUU
Messenger RNA from Mytilus californianus (California mussel), 2925 nucleotides. RefSeq lists its product as uncharacterized. Gene Ontology annotation, molecular function: 3'-5'-DNA exonuclease activity; nucleic acid binding. The coding region runs from base 1406 to 2854 and encodes 482 amino acids. NCBI's taxonomy places the organism in Eukaryota, Metazoa, Mollusca, Bivalvia, Mytilida, Mytilidae. The transcript has 7 exons. Gene Ontology annotation, biological process: DNA catabolic process. Gene Ontology annotation, cellular component: cytoplasm. The record is from RefSeq and is a predicted model, not a curated record.